UACAAAAUUCACCCCGUCGGCCCCAAUUCAAAGCAUUUCCUCCCCAACUCCGUUACAGCUCCUCGAGAAUUCCUGCUGAGCAUUCGUCCGCAAAGCACUCCGCACGCGACGCACGCAACGCACCGCACCGCACCGCGCGCUUCAACGUUUGAGAAUCGCAAUUUUAUUUUCGUGGUUUUGUGAACACAUUUCUUUUGAGAGUAGUGUUUGAACGGCUCCACAAAGCGAGGCGGGAAUUAACGUUCAUCGCCGAUCCCAUCUUGGUGCCCAAUUCCACUUCUGCGUGCUGGACUUUGGUGAGGUGGCGACAACCGGUAGCCCGGCAUCCCAGAGGACCAGCGGGCCGUGUGGCAUAGCAGCAGAUUCAGCGGCAGUGGGAUAGAGCGUGGGACUGCGCUCGGCCUGGGGUCGCCACCUGUGGACCAAUACCGGGACGUGGCGAGAUGUUAACUCCCUCGCCUGAUCCAUCUGCAGACCAAGUGAACAACUAACACAGCAGCGGUAGCAGCCCAGAAGAGCUUUCGUAAGAAAGAGAGGGCACAAGAAGAGCUUUCGUAAGAGAGACAGAGGGCCGCUGAGAGAUGUCAGCCUCCCGGGCGGACGUGGCGAUGCUGCUGAUGCUCGUGGCGGCCAUCGCUGCCAUCCAAGGGGCCCAAGCCACGUGGCCUCACUACUACGACUCCUACGAUGGGCCCUUGGCAGCCGACCCACCGGCCUACUAUGACGUCGUCGAAAUGAGCAGCUCUCAUGACUGCCCCGAGGUCUGCACCUGCCCCCCCGCCUGGCCGACUGCCAUGUACUGUGACAACCGCAAACUCAAGGAGGUGCCGCCCAUCCCGUCGAGGAUGAAGUACGUCUACCUGAGCGGCAACCAGAUCGAGGGAAUCAAGGAGGAUGCCUUCAGCAACGCGACCGAGUUGUCCUGGCUGCUGGUGGACAACAACCAGCUGCUGAGCGACAAGGUGGGCAAGGGCGUGUUCAGCAAGAUGGCCGGCCUGGAGAAGCUCUACCUGGACCACAACAACCUGACCGCACUGCCCACACUGCCACGCUCCCUGCACGAACUGCGAGCCAGCUACAACAAGUUGUCCAAGUUUGGCGGAUCUCUGGGGAAGCUGGAGAACCUCACGAUGCUCAUCAUGAACAACAACAAGCUCAAGGAGGACGGCCUCGGAGCCGCCUUCAAGGGCCUGAAGUCGCUCAUCCAGCUGGACCUGUCGGGGAACCAACUGAAGAAGAUCCCCGACAGCCUCCCGGCGUCCAUCAAGAUGCUCUACCUGGACAACAACCACAUUGACGCAGUGCCCGCCGACUUCGUGAACAAGUUCGCGGGCCUCCAGUACCUGCGGCUGUCGCACAACGCGAUGACGGACGCGGGCGUUCCCGCGGCGGUCUUCAACUCGACCUCGCUGGUGGAGCUCGGCCUGGGCCACAACAAGCUGCACAAGAUCCCCGUGGUCAGCGAGCACCUGGAGAACCUCUACCUGGAGGCCAACGAGAUCCAGGAGUUCACCGUGAGCAGCUUCUGCGGCUCCCCGGGCUCGCCGCUCGCCUACUCGCGCCUGCGCUACCUGCGCAUGGACGGCAACAACCUCACCCGCAGCGCGCUGCCCGCAGAGGCCUUCCAGUGCCUGCGCGUCGCCUCCGAGAUUCUUUUCUAACGGGGAAGGGGGGGGGAGGC
Molecule: messenger RNA, 1681 nt
Organism: Petromyzon marinus (sea lamprey)
Lineage: Eukaryota; Metazoa; Chordata; Hyperoartia; Petromyzontiformes; Petromyzontidae
Source: RefSeq, a predicted model, not a curated record